Molecule: messenger RNA, 359 nt
Organism: Ilyonectria robusta
Lineage: Eukaryota; Fungi; Ascomycota; Sordariomycetes; Hypocreales; Nectriaceae
Exons: 1
Coding region: 52-234 (60 amino acids)
Source: RefSeq, a predicted model, not a curated record
GAGCGAGUUAAAGUGGCUGCUGGCUCGACAACGCCAGAGCGGCGACAUCUGAUGCGCGGGAAGCACCGGGAACAACAGCACAGUUUCAGAGUCCAGCUUGAUCGACUUGUUGCAAAGCAGCAGGUUUGGGGCUGGUUUGGACUGAAGGGACAUGUUAGAGGCAAGGGUUUCCCUGAUGGCCCCUAUCUCGAAUCGCCUCCACGAAGUACCAUGUUCUCCAUCGGUGCUAGGUAGGUCGUCUGGGUUCACCAACCCAACACGGUGGGCGAGCAGGGUGGAACGACGACACCCCUGAGCUGGUCGAUGUGAUCACUCGUCACAGAAAAGAUAAGUCGUCUCCGGUGAAAUCAGUCAGUCAC